AUGUCAACCCGUUCUAAAAGAGAUGCUGAUAGAAGCUUAAACGCAAAGCAUACACAGAUUUUACGUGAGUGCUUACGGCAACCCGAAAAUAGAUAUUGUGCGGACUGCAGAAAAAAAGACCCUCGAUGGGCUUCUUGGAAUCUUGGGAUUUUUAUUUGUAUACGAUGUUCGGGAACGCAUCGGUCCAUGGGAACUCAUAUUAGUCGUGUAAAAUCAGUUGAUUUAGAUACAUGGACACCCGAGCAAGUCGAGAAUAUGGUUCGAUGGGGAAAUGCCAAAGCAAAUGCUUAUUGGGAGGCAAAUCUAAAUUCAACGCCCCCUGAAAGCAACAUCGAUCAAUGGAUUCGAUCGAAAUAUGAAAUGAAACGAUGGGCUAUGAAAGGUCCAAUUCCCGAUCCAAGCUCAUUAAGCGAAGGAUACUCCAUACAAUCAGACAAUAAUCCAUCAAAAAAAGAAAAGUCUAAUGCAAAAAAUAAAAUCGAUAUAUUAGUGUCCUCAGAUGACCCAAAUCCGAAAUCAUCUAUUACAAACGCCGAUGAUAAUUCAAUAUCACAACUUAAAGGAGCAGAAUUAUUUUCACUGGGAAAACCAAGUUCAGCCCCAUCUAGCCCAACACAAGAAAAAGCUUCGUUGCCCCUUCCACGUUCAACUACUCCUAAUCCCGUUCCUUCUCCUGCACCUUCACACGACAUGAUAAAAUCAUCUAUUCUCUCUCUUUACAACAAUCCAACUCCGAGACCUGUAGCCAAUAAUAAUAACAACACUAUUUUCGGACAUCAUUCAUUCAAUUCAUCAUCACCGACGCUAUCGUAUUCACCAGCUAGAUCUAAUAAUUAUAAUACUAGUAAUAGUGAAACGAUGCCUCAAGGUGGUCAAUUUUUUGAAGAAACUCAAGUACUUAUGCUACAAAAAUUGGCGAUAAACCAGUUGCGAUAUCUUUUCCAAUUUGAUGAAAAGUCUUAUUUUGGUGGGGUGGUUUUGUUGUUCAUUACUAAAGAGUAA
Molecule: messenger RNA, 1002 nt
Organism: Ambispora leptoticha
Lineage: Eukaryota; Fungi; Glomeromycota; Glomeromycetes; Archaeosporales; Ambisporaceae
Source: the annotation of a GenBank genome assembly